CUCUGAUAAAGUCAAGUAAAUAUGAUGUUAAAGAUUCAUAGUGGGUCUGUCAUAAAUGUUAUUAAAUCAUCUUCGUCCCCGUCCUCUCGUUACCCUCUUGUUUUUCCUCCUCCUUCCUCCCCCCCCCUCCCUCUGGGCCCAUGACAGGAAGCCAAUCGAUGCGUCUCUUGUUUGCUCGUCUUCCUCUAAUUAAUUUUCUGGCUCAUUCAGAACUUGUUUGUUCCUCUGCAGUCUCACGAGGUGUGUGUGUGUGUGUGUGUGUGAGAGAGAGAGUGAGAAAGAAAUGGGCACGAGUUCAGGUUUUGCUUUUAGCUGGUGAGUUAUGUGCGUUAGCUCUCUGACCGCUGCGUUUGUACCAAACACAAACUCUGAAAUGUCCACAUUUACUGCUCUUGCCAGCAUCGUAAUUUAUUCACCAACGUCACACAAAUCGCGCCCGCUCCAGUUCACAGGAAGCGUUUUCAUUCACCAGUCGCUGUGCUGCGUUCUCAUUUUGUUCACUUGGUUAUUUGAGAAUAUUUUUCCACCUGCAGUUGAUGAAGACGCUGUAGUUGAGUACGAGAAUAGAACUCUGAAGAUGAAGAAGAAUUAGUCAGUCAGUGUGCUGACAUCAUUGCCCUGCUGAGUGAACCCAGUGACCUCCAUCAGAUGGUGAAUGAACCGCUUUGAGUGACUGGAUUAAGCAGUUCAUGCCUGUUUGUGUCCCACACUUUCCCUUCCAGAGGACUCCUCUGGUGGCCCUCACUUCCUGGUGACAGCAGGCGCUCAAAGCUGUGGCACUAACGAGGGGGCGCUCACCGUCGCCCCCACCUGACUCACCUUUCUCUCACAUCCUGCAGGGGGCAAUCAAAGUGUAGCUUUGGGUAGCUUUGGCUUCACUCUGUCUCUCUCUCUCCCUCUGUUCUGCUGGGUGAUGCGUAGACAUCGUGGGUACGCUGAGGCCGGAUGAGAAGGCCAUAAUGACCUAUGUUUCCUGCUUCUAUCACGCCUUCUCUGGCGCACAGAAGGCUGAGACAGCCGCAAAUCGAAUCUGCAAAGUGCUGGCUGUCAACCAGGAGAACGAGCAAAUGAUGGAGGACUACGAGAAACUGGCCAGUGAUCUCCUGGAGUGGAUCCGUCGGACCAUCCCCUGGCUGGAGAACCGAACCCAAGAGAAGACUGUAAAUGACAUGCAGGUGAAACAGGAGGACUUCAGAGACUACCGCUGUGUGCACAAACCACCCAAGGUCCAAGAGAAAUGCCAGCUGGAGAUCAGCUUCAACACUCUGCAGACUAAACUGAGACUCAGCAACAGACCUGCCUUCAUGCCGUCAGAAGGACGCAUGGUGUCGGACAUCAACAAAGCGUGGCACAAUCUGGAAGGAGCAGAGAAAGGCUACGAGGAGUGGAUCCUCAGCGAGAUCAGGCGUCUGGAGAGACUGGAGCAUCUGGCCGUCAAGUUCCACCAGAAGUGUGCCAUCCAUGAAUCCUGGACCGACGGUAAGGAGGCCAUGCUUACCCAGAAAGACUAUGAGACGUGCACCCUGUCAGAAGUCAAGGCGCUGCUCCGGAAACACGAGGCCUUUGAGAGCGACCUGGCCGCCCACCAGGACAGAGUGGAGCAGAUCGCCGCCAUCGCGCAGGAGCUCAAUGAACUGGACUACUACGAUGCCGCCAGUGUCAACGCUCGCUGUCAGAAGAUCUGCGAUCAGUGGGACGUCCUGGGAGCCCUCACCCACAAACGCAAAGAGUCACUGGAGAGGACAGAGAAGCAGCUGGAGUCGAUAGAUGAGCUGUACCUGGAGUACGCCAAGAGAGCGGCACCUUUCAACAACUGGAUGGAGGGAGCUAUGGAGGACCUGCAGGACAUGUUCAUCGUCCACAACAUUGAGGAGAUCCAGGGUCUGAUCACAGCCCACGAGCAGUUCAAGUCCACCCUGCCCGAGGCCAACAAGGAGCGCGAGGCUAUCCAGUCCAUCCAGUCCGAGGUGCAGAAGAUCGCCCAGAGCAACGGCAUCAAGCUGAGCAGCGGAAACCCGUACACCUCCAUCACACCUGAGAGCAUCAACAGCAAGUGGGAACAGGCGAUGGCUAUGGUGCCACUGCGUGACAACGCCCUGCAGGAAGAGCUGAACAAGCAGAACUCCAACGACACUCUGAGAGCCACAUUCGCCACUCAGGCCAACACGGUUGGCGCUUACAUCCAGGCCAAAAUGGAGGAAGUUGGCAGGAUAUCCAUUGAAAUGAACGGCACCCUGGAGGACCAGCUGACCAACCUGAAGGAAUACCAGAAGAGCAUCAUAUCAUACACACCCGAAAUUAACAAGCUGGAGGGAUACCACCAACACAUCCAGGAGGCGCUCAUCUUCGACAACCAGUACACUUCCUACACGAUGGAGCACCUCCGGGUGGGCUGGGAGCAGCUGCUCACCACCAUCGCCAGAACCAUCAACGAGGUCGAGAACCAGAUCCUGACGCGUGACGCCAAGGGCAUCAGCCAGGAGCAGCUGUACGAGUACCGCGCCUCCUUCAACCACUUUGACAAGACCUUAAAUGGGGGUGAGAGAGGAGCCAGACAUGACCACAGCGGGGCCCUGCAGGCCGAGGAGUUCAAGGCCUGUUUGAUCAGUCUGGGCUACGAUGUGGAGAAGGACAAGCAGGGCGAAGCCGAAUUUAAUCGCAUCAUGGGUAUAGUGGACCCCAACGGCAGCGGCGCCGUCACCUUCCAGGCCUUUAUCGACUUCAUGUCCACGGAAACGACCGACAGGGACACCGCGGACCAGGUCAUCGCCUCCUUCAAGAUCCUGGCUGCUGAUAAGAACUACAUCACAGCUGAUGAGCUGAGGCGGGAGCUCCCUCCAGACCAGGCGGAGUACUGCAUCGCCCGCAUGGCACCCUACACGGGGCCCGACGCUGUCCCCGGAGCCCUCGACUACAUGUCCUUCUCCACCGCCCUGUAUGGAGAGAGUGACCUGUAGAGGAGGCGAGACGAGGAGGAGGGCUGGACAGAUGGGGGGAGGGAGAGGGAGGUAGAGGAGACGCCGUGAGUCGAGCGCUGGGAAGAAUUUUGAGUGGUGGUCACGAUGUGCCCCUGCGAGUGCUGGUUUAGAAAUCGUUAAGAGCUUGCUGAUUGAGCUGUAGUUCUCUUGGUUUGGCCUCCAGCCCCACUGUCACAAAAGGAUGUUCAGCAUCAGUUUGUCAUAAAGGUUUAUUUGAACGGGCACAUCUGGGGGCGUCUGUGGGACGGGGGGCAGAGUUGCUCUGUAGUGCGGGUCCUUAGCUUCACCCUCUCUGCCUUCAUGGGGUUUAAACGGGGAGGGACGGGGGUUAGGAUUAUGGGGGGGGCACAAGCUAA
Messenger RNA from Pundamilia nyererei, 3334 nucleotides. It is a transcript of the gene actn4, whose product is annotated as actinin, alpha 4. Lineage: Eukaryota; Metazoa; Chordata; Actinopteri; Cichliformes; Cichlidae. The transcript has 16 exons. The record is from RefSeq and is a predicted model, not a curated record. Gene Ontology annotation, molecular function: calcium ion binding; protein binding. The coding region runs from base 960 to 2957 and encodes 665 amino acids.